This is a messenger RNA of Ascochyta rabiei, 909 nucleotides long. RefSeq lists its product as uncharacterized. The record is from RefSeq and is a predicted model, not a curated record. Gene Ontology annotation, molecular function: oxidoreductase activity, acting on the CH-OH group of donors, NAD or NADP as acceptor. Lineage: Eukaryota; Fungi; Ascomycota; Dothideomycetes; Pleosporales; Didymellaceae. Bases 1 to 909 code for a protein of 302 amino acids. The transcript has 3 exons.
AUGAUCAUGUCUCUCCCUCUCCCAGCACGAACGGUCUGGCAAGCUUCGCCCAGAAUCGCGACCUUGUCUCGUGUUUCGACCCAGACGCCACCAUGGACGACGCGCAACUACGCGACGCCAGCAGCGAGAGAAAGCAGGACGGCGAUUGUGACUGGAUCAUCGCGGGGAAUUGGUAAAGCUAUAGCUCUGCGCUUGGCAAACGACGGAUACGACGUGUGCAUCAACGAUGUUGUAGCGAACAAAUCUGGCUGUGACGACGUCGUCAAGGAAAUUCAAGCCCUUGGCCGCAAAGCCUUCACGUUUACGGCCGACGUGUCGAACCUGAACGAAGUGACGGACCUAGUGCAAGCAUCCGUUUCGGAGCUGGGCCCGCUGAAUACCAUGGUCGCGAACGCGGGUAUUGCACAGGUGAAGGCUCUCUUAGAUCUCACCGAGCAGGACUUUAAAAGGAUGUUUGAGGUCAACGUCUACGGCGUAUUCAACUGCUAUUCUGCCGCCGCAAAGCAGAUGAUCUCACAAGGCGCAGGCGGCAAGCUUCUUGGUGCGGCGUCUAUCGUUGCAUUCAAGCCUUUCGCACUUUUGUCCCACUAUAGCGCCUCCAAAUGGGCUGUACGAGGCAUGACGCAAGCCUUUGCAAUGGAGAUGGCCGAGCACAAGAUCACAGUCAACGCUUACGCACCUGGCAUUGUCGGCACGGCAAUGUGGGAUCUUAUUGACGAGAAGCUGGGCGAGAAGACUGGGGCAAAGAAAGGCGAUACUAUCAAGAAGUACACAAACGAGCUGAUUGCGCUAGGCAGGACCAGCGUACCAGAAGACGUGAGCAGCACAGUGAGUUUCCUGGCAGGCAAGGACAGCGAUUAUAUGACGGGGCAGACCAUCGUCAUUGACGGUGGUAUCAUUUUUACCUAA